GAGCCGCAAACAGAACCGUUGGAUUUGUCAAUGUCAAGAACACAUAUGGGGAUUCAUAAAUUUGAGGAGCCACAAAUAGAACCGUUAGAUUUAUCAAUGACAAGAAUGAUUGAGAGACGGAUUGGACCAUCAGAUCUGUCAGCGCCAGAGGUAAGUGGAAGACAAGUAGAACUCAGCGAAAUUGAUCAGAAUGACGCGAGCUCGUUGAGCCUAUCAAUUCAAGAAGUGAGUAAGGAACAUACAAGUACAGGAAUUGAACCUAAGGCAUUGUCCCUUCAAAAGGAAACCUCAAGGCUGGAAGAACAUACGACUAACACACCUAAGAAGUCGUUCAAAUGCGAAAUAUGCCAGAAGGAUUUUGCUCGGUCAUCGUAUCUGAGUCAACAUGUGAGAACUCACAAACCUGAUAAGCCGUAUAAAUGUGAAAUAUGCGAGAAGCAUUUCAAAACAUCAUCGAAUUUGUACGCCCAUAAGAAGAUUCAUACCGGUGCGAAGCCGUACAAAUGCAAUACAUGCGGGAAAGGUUUUGGUCAGUUAUGGCAUCUGAGUCAACAUGUGGGAAUUCACACAGGUCAGAAGCUGUACAAAUGCGAAAUAUGCGCGAAGGAUUUUAGAACGUUAUCGAAUUUGUGUGCCCAUAAGAAGAUUCAUACCAGUGAGAAGCGUACAAGUUCAAAACAUGCGGGAAGGGUUGUUUAGUUAUCG
Molecule: messenger RNA, 705 nt
Organism: Loa loa (African eye worm)
Lineage: Eukaryota; Metazoa; Nematoda; Chromadorea; Rhabditida; Onchocercidae
Product: zinc finger protein
Exons: 1
Source: RefSeq, a predicted model, not a curated record